Molecule: messenger RNA, 1022 nt
Organism: Triticum dicoccoides
Lineage: Eukaryota; Viridiplantae; Streptophyta; Magnoliopsida; Poales; Poaceae
Exons: 5
Coding region: 225-644 (139 amino acids)
Source: RefSeq, a predicted model, not a curated record
CACCCUCCAGUCCGCCUCCCUGCCCUCCGCGACAGCGCUCCCCUCGCCCCCGUCCGCCGAAGCUCGCCACCCCAGAGAAAUUUCUCCCCAUCAGCCCCGCCGUCGACUUCUUCUCCCCCGUUGCACUGGACUGGCGUGGAGUCGAUCGUUCAGUUUCUUGCGGGCUCGCGUGGCGGCGGACUUUCCAGGAGGCUCGGCGGCGUUCGGCUGUGCAUUGUGGAACCAUGCUCAGUGUCAAGUCCGAACCUGCAACUGCAAUGGAUGCAGUGGGUAAGUCGAAAAUCGAGGAGCAUGAACAGAAGGUAAACAGAUACCAAGCUGAACUUGCAGCUCGCAUUAAGGCCAAAUACUUCUCUAAUAAGGCUUUUGACGGAGGAAAAAUCUUUGAAGAAGAAACUAUUGUUGAAGGCGAAACCAUCCGUUCAAGUAGGUGGUCAUGUACAAGUUCGUACGCGAACCCGGUAAAUUUUCUCCGAGAGAAGAGCCAUGAGAGGAGGGAUUCUCCAUCUUCAGCAGCAGAUUCCUCUGCCAAGAACGAUUCUCCAUCUUUGGUAGCUGAAGCUUCACCAAAGAAUAAUGCAGGUGUUUUGGCAACAGCAAACAAUCUAACACCUGGCAAGAGACAGGCAUCCAAGGAGACCUGAUGGGAUAACAGCAGGCUAGUGGGUUGUUGUAUGUUCUUCUCAAGCCUGAAGACAUGCAACAACCCGAAGCAUGCAAGUUAUCAUAUAAUAAAAAUCUGUCCAGCAGAUGUAUGUUGGCGAUGCUUGAUUCAUUUCGUUGAACCAGUUUCAGCAGCAUCUGUUGUGAACAAUUUGUUGCCUUAAGUCUUAAGGUAUAUGCUACCUGAGGCAUGCAAGUUAUCUUUUAAAAAUAGCCUGUCCUGCAUAUUAGGCGAUGCUAGGUUCAUUUCAUCGAAUCUUUUUUCAGCAGCAUUUCUUGCGAACAAUGAUUGCACUAUGCACUUUGAAUUUAAUUUUGUGACAUCCAAAUGGGAAGCAUGCUGAUGGUGGUGAUAUUCA